This is a messenger RNA of Gadus morhua (Atlantic cod), 2210 nucleotides long. RefSeq names its product leucine-rich repeat transmembrane neuronal protein 4. Gene Ontology annotation, molecular function: protein binding. The record is from RefSeq and is a predicted model, not a curated record. The transcript is spliced from 2 exons. The coding region runs from base 473 to 2167 and encodes 564 amino acids. Lineage: Eukaryota; Metazoa; Chordata; Actinopteri; Gadiformes; Gadidae.
GACAGUCAGCGCGCAUCUCCUCACGAGGAAAACCAUCGAUCUCCCGGACAUCUCCACUCGGAUUAUAAUUCCUCCCCAAGCCCUUAUCUUUCUACGUUUCUGUUUCAACACCAGAGAAACACUUACAGGCUGCGCUGGUCGUUAACCCCGAAAAGUACAAUCGCUCAACAAAAAACUAAAAAAAUCCCCGAAUUGAAAUCCUGUUGAAUCAACUCAACUCGCUACUCAAGGGGCUUUUGGUGGAUGUCCGCAGCAGGGCGCAUUUUGGGAUCAAGGAAACUCCGCUCGGUUGCGCGUCUUCCGCGACGCGUCUAUGUCCGACAGGUGCGCCGCGCGGCAGAGACGCGACAGCGGCACGAAGUGGUGCGCUACUGGUGAGAGAGACGUAAUGGUGCAGACCCAACUACUGGGGACCGACCUGGAGUGAAAACAUGUGGACUCGGGACGCAGCGUGCAACAGAGCGCUCUCAGCAUGAGGAAGAGCCGAUAUUGGGUCGCCAACAUGGGACUUCCUCUGCUUCUAAGAUGGCUCGCCGUCACCGUCCUGCUGCCAGUCUGCCUGUGCACCCCCCCGAACGGGGCACGGGAACGGCCCUGCACCCCUAGUUGCCGGUGCGACGGCAAAAUCAUCUACUGCGAGUCCAGCGCCUUCCGCGACGUGCCCCACAACGUGUCGGUGGGCACCCAGGGCCUCUCGCUACGCUACAACAGCCUGGCCGGCCUGCGGGCCAGCCAGUUCGCCGGGCUCACCCAGCUGGUCUGGCUGUACCUCGACCACAACUACAUCAGCGAGGUGGACAGCCAGGCCUUCCACGGGGUCCGCAGGCUCAAGGAGCUCAUCCUCAACUCCAACAAGAUCACCGUGCUCCAGAACGACACGUUCAACGACAUCCCCAACCUCCGCAACCUCGACCUCUCGUACAACAAGCUGCAGGCGCUGCAGCCGGGGCAGUUCCAGGGCCUCCGCAAGCUGCUGAGCCUCCACCUGAGGUCCAACUCCUUGAAGACGGUGCCCAUGCGCGUCUUCCUGGACUGCCGUAACCUGGAGUUCCUGGACAUCGGCUACAACCGGUUGAGGAGUCUGACGCGCAACGCCUUCGCCGGCCUGCUGAAGCUCAUCGAGCUCCACCUGGAGCACAAUCAGUUCUCCAAGAUCAACUUCGCCCACUUCCCCCGCCUGACCAACCUCAGAGCACUCUACCUGCAGUGGAACCGCAUCAAGUCCAUCACCCAGGGCCUGCCCUGGAUGUGGACCUCGCUGCACAAGCUGGACCUGUCGGGGAACGAGCUGCAGGAGCUGGAGACCAGCACGUACCAGUGCCUUCCCAACCUGCAGACCCUCAACCUGGACUCCAACAAGCUGAGCAACGUGUCCCAGCAGGUGGUCAACGCCUGGAUCUCUCUCACCACCAUCAGCCUGGCGGGCAACGUGUGGUUCUGCAACCCCAGCAUCUGCCCCCUGGUGGCCUGGCUGCGCACCUUCAAGGGCAACAAGGAGUCGGCCAUGAUCUGCUCCGGCCCCAAGGAGGUCCAAGGGGAGAAGGCCGACGACGUGGUAGCGGCGGCCAAAACGUGCAGACCCACCGUCGCACCCAUGACGACCAGACCGACCACCACCGCCACCGCCGCUACGUCCACCACCGCCGCCAGCACCACGGACCCCACCUCCGUCACCGCGACCUCCACGGACACCACGGACUUCACGGACGCCAGCAGCACCACGCCGGCCCAGGCCCAGCCCUCCGUCGCCCCUUCUCCCUCCGGGCCGGACGAACGGUCGACGUGGAACAAGGCAGCGUCCCCCGUGCCCUCUCCCACGGGGGGGUCCCCGACGGCACCCCCACCGCCGCCGCCAGACACGGAGUACGUCUCCUUUCACAAGAUUAUAGCUGGUACCGUGGCCCUGCUCUUAUCUGUGGCCAUAAUUCUCCUGGUUAUCUACGUGUCGUGGAAGCGCUACCCCAGCAGAAUCAAGCAGCUCCAGCAGCGCUCGUCGGUCACAAAGCGACAGAAGAAAGCGCGGGAGACCAAUCGCUCAGUGAGCUCCCCCCUGCAGGAGUACUACGUGGACUACAAGCCGUCCCACUCGGAGACGAUGGACGUGCUGGUGAACGGGACUGGGCCCUACACGUACACCAUCUCGGGGUCCAGGGAGUGUGAGGUAUGACCGGGCGAACCUCCAGAAGAAGGCCGUUUCCACAGAGAGGCGG